CCGGGCGGCGGGGAGGCGGUGGCUGCGGCGGAGACGCCGAGUUUGCAGAGCCCCUACUAGCAGUCCAGCAGGCUAGAAAGAUGUCAAGGAAUCAUCUUUUCCACUUGACAGAUGGGGUAACCAAGACCCACUGUGAGGAAGUGACUUUUACCUGAGACACUGGCCAGGGCAGAGAUCAAAUGCCUGGAACUUGCAUUUUUGGACCUGCCACCAGGACCUAGGGAUUUUCACCCACACCAAGAAUUCCAGGCUGCUCGGAGGUCCCAGGGAAAGCAGACAAGUCACCAGCUGUGGCUCCCUACCAGUGUCCCCUGGGGAGGAGCUUGGAGGAAGUCAGGGGCAGCCUGAGGUUCUCUGACAGGGGAACUCUGACUGUGGUUCCUGAAAGUCUGUGACAGGACCGUUUUUCUCUCUGACUUGUCCUCUUGCUCUCUGUCACUCUAAAGAAUGACUGGACACUCCUAGAGCCUUCAGUCGGCAUCCAGGGGGUUUUUUCCACCACAAAGGGUAAUUCCUGCCCCAUCCCUGCUGUGAUUCAGCUGUGACGUUGACCCACACAAGUCAGCGAGAAGAUAAAGUCAUCAGACUCCUGCUCACCGGAGAGGGUGGCCUUCACCAGAACUCACCUCUUCUCUCGGCGCAGACUCCACGGGCCUGAGCUCAGGCAGGCCCCAGCCAGCCUGGGACCCCAGGAUGGCCUCUGGCUCAGCCAGCAGCCCUCGCCCAGCCCCUGAUGAGAACGAGUUUCCCUUUGGGUGCCCCCCCACCGUCUGCCAGGACCCAUCAGAGCCCAGGGCCCUCUGCUGCACCGCCUGUCUCUCUGAGAACUUGAGAAACAGCGAGGAUCGGAUCUGUCCCAAAUGCAGAGGAGACAACCCCCAAUCUGUAAGCCCAGGAAGCCUCAUGUCUCAGGAUAAGGAUCACUCUGAGGGGGCUGCAGAUGGAGUCGGGUGCCCCUUUGCAGGUGUUGGCUGCUCCUUCAAGGGGAGUGCAAAGUUCAUGCAGGAGCAUGAGGUCACCUCUCAGGCCACCCAUCUAACCCUGCUGUUGGAGUUCAUAAAACAGUGGAAGGCCCAGCUGGGCUCAGGCCUGGGGUCAGGGCCCAUGGCCCUGGAGCGGAACCUGUCAGACCUGCAGCUGCAGGCAGCCGUGGAGGUGGCUGGGGACCUGGAGGUGGACUGCUACCGGGCACCCUGUGCUGAGAGCCAGGAGGAGUCGACCCUGCAGCACUUCAUGAAGGAGAAGCUCCUGGCUGACCUGGAGGGGAAGCUGCGUGUGUUUGAGAAUAUUGUCGCCGUCCUCAACAAGGAGGUGGAGGCCUCCCACCUGGCCCUGGCUGCCUCCAUCCACCAGAGCCAGCUGGACCGCGAGCUCAUCCUGAGCUUGGAACAGAGGGUGGUGGACUUACAUCAGACACUGGCCCAGAAAGACCAGGCCCUGGGCAAGCUGGAGCAGAGCCUGCGCCUCAUGGAGGAGGCCUCCUUCGAUGGCACCUUCCUGUGGAAGAUCACCAACGUCACCAGGCGGUGCCACGAGUCGGCCUGCGGCAGGACCGUCAGCCUCUUCUCCCCAGCUUUCUACACUGCCAAGUAUGGCUACAAGCUGUGCCUGAGGCUCUACUUGAAUGGGGACGGGACAGGAAAGAGGACCCACCUGUCGCUCUUCAUCGUGAUAAUGAAGGGGGAGUACGAUGCUCUGCUGCCGUGGCCUUUCCGGAACAAGGUCACCUUCAUGCUCCUGGACCAGAACAACCGUGAGCACGCCAUUGAUGCCUUCCGGCCUGACCUGAGCUCAGCGUCCUUCCAGCGUCCCCAGAGUGAGACCAACGUGGCCAGCGGCUGCCCACUCUUCUUCCCUCUGAGCAGGCUGCAGUCGCCCAAGCACGCCUACGUGAAGGACGACACCAUGUUCCUCAAGUGCAUCGUGGAGACAAGUGCUUAGGGCCCUGGGGACGAGCAGCUGCACCUGUGCCCUGAGGGCGCGCCACCCCAGAUGAGAGGAGGCCCUGCCCUGGGUGUCCAAGAUCCCAAGGCACAGUGACGGGCUGGGGCUGGCGUGCUCUGAGCAGGGCUGACAGAUUGACUGUGGCGGCCAUCAGCUUAGGGUGGCAGGACCUUGGGCUGGGCCCACACAGGCAGAGGAUCCAGAAGGAGGUGGCGGCAGAAUUGUUCUCUCUGCACCGAUCACGUGGCACUGGAGGCCUGGCCACCCCUCCAGCCCUGAGUAUUGAGAUAGACUGACCAGGAUGGGAGGGAAUGGGGAUCAGACCUGGGACAUGGAUGGCCCCCUGGAGAUAAAGGACCGGAGCCUGGGAAGGUCGCAGCAGGGCCACCAUGGAGAGCUGGAAACUGGCUUGCUGUGUUCCUUCCCAGGAUCAGAACCAAAGGGUGAGAGCGUCAGGUUGUCAGUGCGAAUUCAGUCAGUCCAGGCAGGCACUGAGUUCUCCAUCACUGGAGGUGAACAAGCAAAGCCAGAGGGCUACACUGGAAUGGGAGAAGGCAUCAGAUCGGGGGUUGGAUUUUGAGACCUUCAAGGUUCCUUCCAGCCCAGGCCUCCUGGCCCGAGUGAGGCCUCUGGCUACAGGGGUUCUGGAAACAUUCCGGAGCCUCGUCCCCCAGGUUCCUCACUCACCUUCAGAACCCUGGUGGCUGAGCUGGCCCACACAGCACCUGCCUCGCACACACAGGCCCCGCACCCUAGGCCUCCCUUCACCUCCUCCAGGUGAAACAAGGUCACUGAGGUCCCAGGAGCAGCCAGAAGGAGCGUGAAGAAGGAGAGAGGCACUAACUCCCCCUCCCACCUGGGGGCCCACCUUCCAUGCCUCCCAGAAUCCCAUGUCACCUGAUUAACCUAGUCAUUCCCUUUUCUCCUUGACGGGCCAGGGUCUCUGAGCCACUAGUAGA
Molossus molossus (Pallas's mastiff bat) is the source of this 2903-nucleotide messenger RNA. RefSeq names its product TNF receptor associated factor 1 (gene TRAF1). Bases 694 to 1941 code for a protein of 415 amino acids. Gene Ontology annotation, biological process: regulation of canonical NF-kappaB signal transduction; positive regulation of JNK cascade; regulation of apoptotic process. Gene Ontology annotation, molecular function: ubiquitin protein ligase binding; zinc ion binding; tumor necrosis factor receptor binding. Gene Ontology annotation, cellular component: plasma membrane signaling receptor complex; cytoplasmic side of plasma membrane. NCBI's taxonomy places the organism in Eukaryota, Metazoa, Chordata, Mammalia, Chiroptera, Molossidae. The record is from RefSeq and is a predicted model, not a curated record. The transcript has 9 exons.